ACUCGCUCACUAUUUUUGAGAUAUUUGCAUCUGAUUCUACAUGUAAGUGAAUUGAAUUUGUACUCUGGUUAGAAAGGGUCAGAUUACAAAAAAUGUAUAUGUAUCCUUCGUUUAGGAUCUGGUUAACGCACAGAAUUUCUACUUCUCUCGCUACCUCUAUUACAUAUAGGUAUAGCUUUUGACCGUAGCAUAUCCUGAUACUGAUACAUGUGAAUUCAUUUGAGAAAAUACUUUUAUACUUGUGAUGUAAAAUUUUUAUACUUGUGAUGUAAAAUGAGUAUAUAUAUUUUGUAUGACUAUAAAUCAUUGUAUAAAGUUAAAUUGUUUUCAAAUAAGUAAAGGUUAUUUUAAAUUGAAACGGAGGGAGUAUAAUUUUAAUAUAUUACUAUUGUCAGGAUUAAAACCUGCCGUGUUUCAGAAAAAGAGCGUGCAACAUUUGUUUCUUGAAAGCUAAAGGCUUUAUGUUAAUCAGUAGUUAUUGGGGAUUAUAGUAGAAGUUGUUUAAUCUUAGUGUUGAUAUUAGUCCAAGCAGUGAAGAAUUUAUUAAAUGAAAGAAUGUCUGCCGGCUCUUGGAUGGCGUAACUCUUUCAAAUUCUUAGCAUUCCCCGGACUGUUUCCAUGGGGCAAUUACAUCACAUUAAUUCACCAUCAUAAAUUAACAGGAGGUAUAGAAUUACACCUAUGGGCUCUCUUUUUUACUUUUUAUACUCCAUGUUUUAGCAUUUAGAAACAAGGAUGAUUCAUAGAAAAGGGACAUAUUGCUCAUCUUAUGUCUCCUCCCUUGUCUAUUUGGAAUGUUUCAACCCCGCACCCACAAACCACAUCCUGUUUCUCUCACACACAACAGUAAAAUUCUGUUAGUGUGCAAAAGAAAGAAUCCUUCUAGACCAACACACAUUUUGGGCGUGCAACUGCUUUUUCUCUGACUCAUUUUUAGUGGCUGUCGAUAUUUUCCCAAGUGUUGUGUGCGUACUAUCGCUUAUCUUUGAAGUACAGAGGUUUUCUCGGAUAUAUUUGUUUCCUUUCACGUUUUAUCCUUAAAAGUUACAUGGAUUUGUCUGGUCUCUUGUUUCUUGAGUAUUCAGUUUGCAUGAGAAUAAAGAUUGAUUCUUUAGCAGCUUUGAAGGAUUUGUAGAUAUGGUUACAAUGAUUUGGAAAACAAUCAAAUUUCUAGAAUCAUUUCUGCUUCCAAGCUUUGCAGAGGGGACCCUUUGGGUCAAAAAUUGAUUCAAGCACCUUUUUUUUUUCUUGUCUUGAAAUAAAUCCUUCCAAGGUUGACCGUUUAUCCAAGAAUAUUGAAUUAAUAUAAUUUUAAUCAUGCAAGAGCAAAUGAGAAAACAUCAGGAGGAGCUAAAGACAUUGAAGAAAUUGUAUAUUGAUACUGCUCAAGAAGCAUUGAAGGUUAGACAAAACAAUAUCAAGUCUUUGGAGUUGGAGCUAGAGAGAGCAGAACAGUCUCAUCUUAAGUUAGCAGAGAAAGAUGAUAGCUUAAGGAAAUUGAAAGAGGAAUUGAGUAAUGCAAAAGAGAAUAAGGCUCAGGCAAUGGAUGUAUUAUCCCAUUUUAAGAAAAGGGUUUAUGAACUAGAAGCUGAAGUAGCAAAUAGAAGAUUAUCAGAGUCUAAAGUAUUCGAUUCAUUGGCAUCACAGACAAGAGAGUUUGAGCAAACUACGAUUGAACUUGAAAAAUCUAAGGUUGAGAUAUCUUCCCUUCAUGAGAAGAUUGAAUCACUAGAGGCUUCGUCCGAGCAAAAUAUCAGGCACGUGAAUUGUUCUUGCGAUGGGAAGAUUGCUAAUUCGUUGGCGAAGGAAGUGGGAUGCCUAAGGUUUGAACUUGGAUUGGCGAAGGCGAAUUUGGAUAAGAUUCAAGAAAGAGAGAAGUUCGCUUCUUUAAAAGCCAAGGCUUUGAGUGAUGAGAUGAUCUUGGUUAGAAAAGAACUUAAAUUGGCAACUGAUGCAGAAGAAAAGAGCCAAAAGGCGUUGGAUGAUUUAGCGUUAGCGUUGAAGGAAGUUGCAAGCGAAGCUACUGUAGCCAAACAGAAACUUAGUGCUUCUCAGUUAGAAUUAGAACAAGUAAAAGAAGAGGCAUUACAAUUGAAACAGAUGGUCAGAAAUAUUGAACAAGAAAAAGCUGUUGCUCAGCAGGAGACUGCUAAACUCGCCGAGUCUCUUAAAAAUGCUGAGCAUAUGACUAGAAGAGCAAAGAAAGAAAUUUACAAAUUGAGGGACAUAUUGAAGCAGGUUAUAAAAGAAGCGAACGCUGCAAAAGGUGCUGCUGAUCUAGCUAGAGAUGAAAAUUCUCAACUCAAAGAUUCCCUAGCUGAAAAGGAGGAAUCACUUUGUUUUCUUACGCGAGAGAAUGAACGCCUUAGGAUUAAUGAAGUUGUAGCUCAUGAAAAUGUCAAGGAGUUAAAACGGCUGCUUUCUUCGUCAUCACUGAAAAUUGAAGACAAGGAUCAAGAAGAGGAGAAACAUUAUGAUCUCAAACUUAGUGAGGUGAAGCUUCAACAAGAACAGGAAAAUUUAGAAGCAAAAAUUCAAGAUGAGGAUCCUGAAAAGGCUGAGGCACUUAAGGGCUCAAUAUUUGAUACAACAAAACAGGUAUCUCAUCAUCGGAGAGCGUCUUCAUCUGCCUCUUCAGAUGAUUUUGGAACACCAAGAACAGAAGAUUUUGAUCAUCCAGAUUAUAAUCAUCUCGAUAAUUCGGAUAGUGGUAGAAGUCCUAGCAAUAGUCGGAGGAAAAAAGCGUUGUUUCGAAGAGUUGGUGACCUCAUAAGGAGGAAGAGUUUCCAUAAGAGGGAACCAUCCAGUUAGUAGGCCCUUGUUCUGUAUAUACAACCUGAAAUUAUACAGUUAUUUUAAGUGUUUGAAGUUUUCAUGUUGCAUACAAAAUGCUCCAUUUAUCAGAAGGGCAGCACGGUGCAGUAAACUCCCGCUAUGCGCGGGGUCCGGGGAAGGUCAAGAUCACAAGGUUAUAUUAUAAGCAGCCUUAUCCUGCAUUUUUGCAAGAGGCUGUUUCCACGGCUCGAAUCCAUGACCUCCUGAUCACAUGGAAGCAACUUUACCAGUCACGCGAAGGCUUACCUUCAAAAUGCUCCAUUUAUCAGAAGCAAAGUAAUUGCAGCCUGCCAAUUUUUUAUAUCAUCAAGUUGUUAUUUUAGUCUUCAAUAUUAGCUUCAUUAGAUCGAAGUAUGAAUGUCGUUCGAUGUUAUAACACCAUGUACAUACAUGAUUAUAAUCUCAUUUUUAGAUAGUAAUUUAUAAA
Messenger RNA from Nicotiana tabacum (common tobacco), 3262 nucleotides. RefSeq lists its product as uncharacterized. The record is from RefSeq and is a predicted model, not a curated record. NCBI's taxonomy places the organism in Eukaryota, Viridiplantae, Streptophyta, Magnoliopsida, Solanales, Solanaceae.